Messenger RNA from Bipolaris victoriae FI3, 177 nucleotides. RefSeq lists its product as hypothetical. The annotation marks the transcript as partial. NCBI's taxonomy places the organism in Eukaryota, Fungi, Ascomycota, Dothideomycetes, Pleosporales, Pleosporaceae. The transcript has a single exon. The record is from RefSeq and is a predicted model, not a curated record.
GGUCCCGGAGGAGCAACGAUCAACGCAGCUGACGAGCGGCGUGCACAUCAUUACUCGAGUCGGGCGUGGUUCACGAUUGCUAUGUCGAUCAUGUGCUCGUGUUUGUAUCCAAGUACGUACGCACACAAGGAUGGUUGGUGCGACGGGAUGCCAAACGCGAGGGUGCCGACGGGUUGA